AUGGAGGUUUGUUUUGAUUUCGGUGCUAGUUCAAAUCGUAUUCGUUUUUAAUAUCGCAAGUCGCAAGAAAAAUCUGCUCACAUCUAUCAAUGGCCCAUACAUUUGCUGACGCAAACCAUGAAACAAAUACCAUUGGUUUGAACCAAGGCGGCCCACAUGGAUUGGGAGACCCCAACGAUAAGCGCCUUCGGAAGGUCGAAGUCGAAGUCCUUAUUCCGAAGAUUAUGCGUGAGCGAGCUAAAACGGAAAAGUGCCUAGAGGAAGUGCAGUAUUUCGAAACGUGUUGCAAAGAUGCUGGCAUUUUAAUGCCGAUGAAAUGCCAAACAGAAAACAAAGCACUUAAGGCCUGCUACCUCAAAUGGUACAACGACGAGCACUUCAAGGCUGAGUGUCGGGAGAUUUACCUGGAAGAACGAGCAGAGUACAGACGAACCGGCUUAUCUAAGAAAUAUCGGAACAUGAACUUGUAACGUACUGCCCCGUAUCAUCAAAAGAUUAUAAAAUAAUAUAUUUGGUACAGUUGAAUAGAAUAUAGUUUCUAAUUUACUCACAAUUCUCUACUGAUUGCUGCGAAGAUUAGCACAGUUAUAGUGCCGCGGGAAUAUUUCACUAAC
Messenger RNA from Sabethes cyaneus, 614 nucleotides. RefSeq names its product COX assembly mitochondrial protein homolog. Gene Ontology annotation, cellular component: mitochondrion. The transcript has 2 exons. The record is from RefSeq and is a predicted model, not a curated record. Bases 90 to 470 code for a protein of 126 amino acids. NCBI's taxonomy places the organism in Eukaryota, Metazoa, Arthropoda, Insecta, Diptera, Culicidae.